Messenger RNA from Drosophila takahashii, 452 nucleotides. It is a transcript of the gene cype, whose product is annotated as cytochrome c oxidase subunit cyclope. The record is from RefSeq and is a predicted model, not a curated record. NCBI's taxonomy places the organism in Eukaryota, Metazoa, Arthropoda, Insecta, Diptera, Drosophilidae.
AUAUUUUUGGUCAAGUUAUUAAUCGAUAUUUGCAGUGCUGCCACCUUGAUGGAAACACCGAUAGUAUAGGUUUUUCUCCCAUCACUAUCUCUGAUUCUGAAAUUUGCAAUCGACAUGGCCAACACUCCAGCAACCUCCAACGUGGGACCCGUGCUCCGUGGCCUCCACAAUGCCACCAUCAAGAAGAACCUGGCCAUUUCUCUGGGCCUCACCGCCCUGAUCACCGUUGCCUACAAAGUUCUGGUCAACGAUCCCAAGAAGGCCGCCUACGCCGACUUCUACUCGAAGUACGAUGCCAACAAGUCCUUCGAGCGCAUGAAGGCCGCCGGUCGUUUCCAGUCCUGCUAGACUAUUAUUACCCCCACAAAAACACAUGUAGUCUAAGUCAAAAGAUGUUGUAUAGCGAGUGUUACGCUUCUGUAUUGAAAACUAAAUAGAUUUCAGUCUACGUA